AUGAUAUAUUUUUUGCUUUUUAUUUGUAUCGUUUCCCUUCUUAAAACGAUCGAAAUGAGUUCUCCUAGUGCAUCAAUCGUUGGUCAUAGAGGGUGUGGUUCGAGUACAGCUGGUGGUAUAUCUCGAUAUCCUGAGAAUUCUCUGUUCUCUUUUAAAAAAGCUUUAGACGAAAAUGUUGACGGAGUAGAAUUGGACGUAUGGCUAACGAAAGAUAAUCAAGUUAUUGUAUUGCAUGGAACUGAAGAUGGAUUACUUGGUCAUACUUUAUUAUGUAAUAAAGAUUGUGAAAAUAAAAACAUUGAAGAAUUAAAUUUAGAUGAGAUACAAAAAUAUCAUUUUAAAGAACCAUGGAUAUUAAACCAUGGAAAAACAUUUAAUGAAAAUAAUUACGAAUUAAACAAUAAUCAGAAAAAAUAUUCUUCCUUAACAGAACAAGAAAAAUUAGAAAAAGAAAAUGAAUAUGAAAAUUUUGAUAAAGCUUAUAUUAAUUUAGAAGAACAUGAAGAUAUAGAAAAAUUAAUAAAUGAGAAAUUUUUAAAUAAUUUUUACAACCUCAAUAAUAAAAAUAAUUAUGAGGAACCUAUUAAUGAUACCGAAUAUAUUGAAAAAGAGAAAAAACUUUUUGAGGAAUAUAACCUUGAUACAAAUAUAAAUACUGAAGAAGACUAUAUAAAUUCUAUAAAAUGUUCACAUUGUAAAGAUAUUUAUAAAAAAUAUAUGAUGCCCAAAACUCAUUAUCAUUUAAAAAAAAAACAAUUAUUAUUCAAAUUCAUUUCUAUGUUUUAUCAUGUACCCUUAUUAGAAAAUUUAUUAAACCUUUAUAAAAAUAAAUUAACUUAUGAUAUUGAACUUAAAGGUAACAAAGAAGAUCUGGGACUUUAUAUAUUAAAUAUUUUACAAAAUUAUAAAGAUUAUAAAUUUAAAUUCAGUUCAUUUAAUUGGCUCUUACAAUAUAAUGAUAUUCAAGAAAAAAUACACAAGCAAGAAAAUAACAACAGUUUUAAUUACGAAGCCUACCCAUUUUAUAAUGUAGAUAGAAUUGACUUAUUAAAAGUUUUAAGAAAUAAUAAACUUAAUAUUCCUGUAGCACUUCUUUUCUCAGAUGAUGAAAUCAUGCCAGAUAUAAAUACUAUAUUAUACACUAUGAAAUAUUAUAAUGCUCAAUGGGCACAUUUUUCAUUUAGACUUAAAAAAAAUUCCAUAGUUGUUCAUAGUAAUCCAUCAAAUAUAACUAUACCUAUAGAAGAUUUUAUUAAAAUAUUUCAUAAUAAUAAUAAAAAAAUUAUGAUAUAUUGGGGUACAGAAGAUAAUGACAAAGCAGAUGAUAUCUUUUCUUACUUAAAACUAGAUGCAGAUUCUUUAUGUCCAAAUGAUAUUGUACUAGCCAAAUAUGUUUUGCAAGGUAUAAAAGAAAACGACACAAUAUAA
Molecule: messenger RNA, 1428 nt
Organism: Plasmodium falciparum 3D7
Lineage: Eukaryota; Apicomplexa; Aconoidasida; Haemosporida; Plasmodiidae
Gene: GDPD
Product: glycerophosphodiester phosphodiesterase
Biological process (GO): lipid catabolic process; signal transduction; lipid metabolic process
Cellular component (GO): membrane; cytoplasm
Molecular function (GO): phosphoric diester hydrolase activity; hydrolase activity; glycerophosphodiester phosphodiesterase activity
Source: RefSeq, a predicted model, not a curated record